CCAUGCUCAGCUUGUUUUUUUUUGUUGCAGUCGCACCGUGCAUGUAGUGUGAACCGUAGAAGUGGUGCAAUAAAAGUUUAUUGUUAUUGUUCGGCAUAAGGUUGGGCUAACGCAAAUCGUGCAUCUUUCCUUCCCGUAUGGCUGCGUAUGUUAACCGUACGAUAUCGAUGAUGGCUGGCGACGGGCCGCACAACGUCGCGACGCUCAACAAUGGCAAUGUCCGCGUCAAUAUGCCAAAUGUUGACUCCCCGUUGCAGAUAUUUGUAAGAGCUAAAAAGAAGAUCAACGAUAUAUUCAUUGAGAUUGAUGAUUAUGUUAAGGAUGCAGUCACUUUUAUGCACGCGGUUUCGGGUGAAAACAAGAUUGCAAGUGCACAGGAUGUUGCCAACAUUGAAGCGUACGUCAGCAAGGUUCAGGCCAUACGGGAGGUGCUCAAACGAGAUCACAUGAAAGUCGCCUUCUUUGGCAGAACAAGUAAUGGUAAGAGCACAGUAAUAAAUGCGAUGUUGCACGACAAGAUCUUACCGAGUGGCAUCGGGCACACCACCAACUGCUUCCUGCAGGUGGAGGGCUCCGACACCGACGAGGCCUUCAUGCGCACCGACGGUACAGAGGAGAAGCUCAGCGUGCAGUCUGUGAGCCAGCUGGGACACGCGCUAUGUGCCACGCGGCUGCAGGAGUGCGCCCUGGUGCAUGUAUACUGGCCCCGGGAGCUGUGCGCCUUGCUGCGGGACGACGUGGUGCUGGUGGACAGCCCCGGGGUCGAUGUGACUCCCAACCUUGACACCUGGAUAGACCAGUACUGCCUUGAUGCUGAUGUCUUCGUCCUCGUUGCUAACGCCGAGUCCACACUUAUGGUCACUGAGAAAAACUUUUUCCACAAAGUGUCAACGAAGAUAUCACAACCGAAUAUAUUUAUAUUGAACAACAGAUGGGACGCUUCUGCUUCGGAACCUGAAUACUUGGACCAGGUGCGUACACAGCACGCCAACCGGUGCGUGGACUUCCUGUCCCGCGAGCUGCGUGUCUGCUCGCCCAAGGAGGCCGAGGAGAGGAUAUUCUUCAUAUCCGCCAAGGAGGCGCUGCUCACGCGCAUGAGGGAGAGAGAGAAACCCGUCUCAUCGCCGGUGCUGGCUGACGGGCACCAGGUGCGGUACUUCGAGUUCGUGGACUUCGAGCGCAAGUUCGAGGAGUGCAUCAGCCAGUCGGCUGUGCGCACCAAGUUCGCGCAGCACUCGCGCCGCGGCAAGAACAUCGCCGCAGACGUCAUGGCAGCACUGGAACUGGUGUACAACAAGGCGACAGACCAGAAGUCGUCUCGUGUGGAGAAGCAGCGCGUGCUGCACGAGCAGCUGUCGGCGGUGGAGGAACAGCUGACGGCCAUCACGCGCCAGAUGAAGGACAAGAUCGGACGCAUGGUCGAGAGCGUCGAGCACAAGGUGUCGCUGACGCUGAGCCAAGAGAUCCGUCGCCUGUCAGCGCUAGUGGACGAGUACGAGGCGCCGUUCCGCGCGGAGCGAGGCGCGCUCGACCAGUACAAGCGGCAGCUGCACCGCCACGUGGAGGCGGGGCUCGGACAGCGGCUCAAGAAGCGUCUCUCCGCUGACAUCGGACAGGAAAUGGACGCCGUGCAGAAGGAGAUGGCUGAGCGCAUGUACAACAUAUUACCUGCGCACAAGCGCGCGGCCGCCGCCAACUACAUAGUGCCACACCAGCAGCCCUUCGAGGUGCUGUACCGCCUCAACUGCGACAACCUCUGCGCUGAUUUCCACGAGGAUCUGGCCUUCCGCUUCUCGUACGGCAUCACCGCGCUCAUACAGCGCUUCCAGGGAAAGAACACCAACAAGAUCGCGCUCAAGAACCCGCCCCAGUAUACGCCGAUUCCGCCGGCGGUGGGUCCGGGUGCCCCCAACAUGGAGGUGGUGGGGCGCAAUGGGCCGGCUGCGGGGGGCGGCGGGGCCGGGGCCGUGGGGCCGCUGAGUGCGGAGGAGUGGGGCAUGGUGUCGCGGUUCGCACUGGGCGCUCUCACCUCGCAGGGCACCAUGGGCGGCCUGCUGCUCUCCGGGCUGCUGCUGAAGACGGUGGGGUGGCGCGUGGUGGCGCUGAGUGGCGCGGUGUACGGCGCGCUGUACCUGUACGAGCGGCUGACGUGGACGGCGCGCGCGCAGGAGCGCCUCUUCAAGCGCCAGUACGUCGCGCACGCCGGGCACAAGCUGCGCCUCAUCGUCGACCUCACCUCCGCCAACUGCAGCCACCAAGUCCAGCAGGAGCUAUCGACGAUGUUCGCGCGGCUGUGCCGGCUGAUCGACGAGGCGACGACGGAGAUGGACGGCGAGCUGGGCGAGGUGCGCGCCGCCAUCGCCAUGCUGGAGGACGCCUCCGCCGCCGCCAAGCGCCUGCGCAACAAGGCGCACUACCUCUCGCACGAGCUAGAACUCUUCGACGAGGCCUUCCUCAAGCACAACUAGCACAACUAGGCCAGGCAGCGCCCGCGCUUUGCGUGAUACUAGACAAUUGGAGAGGGGUAGCGGAGAGGGAGCGGCGCUGCGUCUUGGCUACCUAGUGCACUGCGAGGUAUUUCAUAGAUCAGGCUUUAAAGUGACAAAUAUAAUUCCUAUUGUUGUUUAAAUGUAGAUUUUUCAACAAAUUUCUUUUAAAUUAAGUAAAGUAUAAAAACCAAGUUUCAUAGAAAUUAUUCAUCCUUAGCAGAUUUAUUUCAGAGUGAAAUUUUGUUGUAUAUACAAGGAAAUGUCAAUCAUCAUGAUGAUUUAAUGAAUCUUUUUAUUUAGGAGUAAAUUUGCUAGAAAACGUUUUUCAGUUACAAAAUUAUUGGAUUUUUCUAGAAAUUUAGUAACAAAUUUAAAGUCUGUACUAUGAAUACAACUCGAAACGACAGGAUUAAGACCUAAGUCAAGGCGACAGGUUUGUGAACUAAGUCAAGGCGACAUGUCUGUGACCUAAGUCAAGGCGACAGGUUUGUGAACUAAGUCAAGGCGACAGGUUUGUGACCUAAGUCAAGGCGACAGGUUUGUGAACUAAGUCAAGGCGACAGGUUUGUGACCUAAGUCAAGACGACAGGUUUGAGGUCGACCACAGACGGCACAUUACUGAUAAGAGAGAAUUGGACAAGUUGUUAGAUAUGUUAUUUGCAGCCGCGGAAGGUAAACAUUUAUGUUUAGAUUUUGUACAAUUGUAUAGUAGACUUUAAGUACAGUCGCGUGCAAUUUUUUUUCUGGUAGCUAAUUUGUAAUGCAAAUGUUACUUGAAAAUGUAGGUCUUUAAGAUUUUUGAUUUUGUCAGAAUACAAAUGAAUAUAAUACUAUGAAAAUAAAAUGUUUUUGAUUGUAAAAAUGUUGUACGCGACUGUACUGUGUAAAAUAGUUUUUGUUGUUGUUUAUUUAUUAGUUUGCAAGGCAGGAUAUGGUAUUGUUGACAUGUUGAAUUGUUGUAGUUUUUUUUGUCGCUUUUUUGUGCAAUUUGUGAGUAGUUUGAAUGUUUACCUUCCACAAUAGGUGCUAUUGUUUGCUUGUGUAAAUGAUGUAUGUUUAAAACUAUGUUGUUUUGUACUGGGAUUACGUAGUCCUUAAGUUUGUCGUUGCGUCUCCCGCUAGUUAGCAAACUUGUUAUGCAUACUAAGUUUUUUAUAUGUAUUCCUAUGGAGAUAUGUAAUAAUUGCGGGGUGACGCGAUGAUUGCCACCAGCAAUAGUGACCAAAAUCCCGCGUUAUAUCCUCAGUAUUUAUAAAUUAACGAAUUUCAAAUAGGAGAAUUUGAAUAUAUUGUUACGUCAAAGGUCUUAAACGGGGCGAUAAUCUGUUGUAAAUAAAAUGACCUUUGAUGUUAAUUUGAAUAUUUAUUAUGUAGUAGUUUAUUUAUAUUUAUGGUAAACGCGAUUUUCGUGUUUGAAAUGCUUGUGAAUGCCUACUGGGUUACCAAAUGCGAUAUUAUUGUAGGACAGGCUAUGAGUGGUGACUGUCGCUUCAUUAGAUCGAUAUUAUUGUUGUUUUACAUAAAAAUACCGUAGCCGACUGUGUUUCGGUGGCAAACUGUGUUUCGAUGGCCAACUGUGUUUCGUUAGCUAACAGUGUUUCGGUGCCCAACUGUGUUUAGAUGGCCAACUGGAUCUUGCUGACUAACUGUGUUUCGUUAAUCUUAUCGAAGUUAAACAAGGUUUCUUCAAUUGGUAGCGCAGUCAACACUUGUAACCAAGUAGUUAAUAUUGUUUCACUUUAAGUUUUACGCUUUAUAAAUUAAAUUUUAGAAAUUGGAGCGUUUGUUGAGAAUACUACUAAAUUGUAAUGAAGUAAUACAUAAAGAAUAUAAAAAUGUUAGGAACAGGAAAUCAUUUGAAAUGUUUUAUAGUAUUUAUAUUGUUACGAGCUAAUCGCAACGUAUAUCACAAAUAUGGCUAAGAGUUUUAUAAAAUGUGUAUCUUAGUUUUGCGUAACUAACAAUUGACAGAUCCUUUAUUUUUUUACACAAA
Molecule: messenger RNA, 4482 nt
Organism: Papilio polytes (common Mormon)
Lineage: Eukaryota; Metazoa; Arthropoda; Insecta; Lepidoptera; Papilionidae
Gene: Marf
Product: transmembrane GTPase Marf
Exons: 14
Coding region: 138-2468 (776 amino acids)
Biological process (GO): mitochondrial fusion; mitochondrion localization
Cellular component (GO): mitochondrial outer membrane
Molecular function (GO): GTPase activity; GTP binding
Source: RefSeq, a predicted model, not a curated record